Molecule: messenger RNA, 1432 nt
Organism: Rhododendron vialii
Lineage: Eukaryota; Viridiplantae; Streptophyta; Magnoliopsida; Ericales; Ericaceae
Exons: 6
Coding region: 112-1188 (358 amino acids)
Source: RefSeq, a predicted model, not a curated record
UCCUAUAACUGCCUUUGUCUACGUACAUAUACCCUCUCCUCUUCUUCACUUUCCCCUAAUUUUCUCUCUCUCUCUCUCUCUCUCUCUCUCUCUCUCUCUAGCGAAGAACCAAUGGAGGACUCCGCUAUAGACCAAUCAUCGGCCCCCGCCAUUGCCGGGAGAUCAUCGUCCAAACUUCGGUAUCCACUGAGAUCGGCCGCUAAACCGAAGGACGAGAAGCCGCCGCCGCCGGCCGAAUUGUCAAACUCUUCCGUUCCUAGAAGGGGAAGAUCUGCAUCAAAUGUAAGUCAGAGUGUGAGUGUCCUUGAUCUCUCUAGCAAGGAAAAGUCAGGCAAGCCUCCAAGAAGGCUCUCAAUUCCAGCCAAGUCAACUGUUAGCCCUGUUCCAAAAACUGUGGGCGAUAUUACGCCAAUCUUGGAGGCUAGCGCAAGAAGUUCUGUUCGUAUUUGUGGGAAAAAUGGCACACCGGUUUCUGAUGUUCCAAAGUCAUCCAACAGAAAGAAGUUCAGUAUUCUGUUAUCAGCAUCGUAUUGGCUAUCACAGAUUAAGCUCUCAGAAUGCGCUGCUAAGCACACUAUUUCACUUGGUUUCUUCAAACUGGCUUUAGAGGCUGGAUGUGAGUCUAUUCAAAGAAUGAGGGAUGAGCUAAAAUCCUAUGCACAGCGACAUAACUUAGCUGAGCUUGGAGAACCUGUGAAAGAAUUGUUUGAAAGCUACGGUAUUUCAGAAAAAUCUGAGCAGUUGCAAGUCUCUGAAAUCUGUUCCCAAGCACCUGAAGAGGGAACACGGUCAUCUGAUGAUGACGUACACAGCUCUUCUUCUGGAACCAGAACUGGGAAACUGAAACCAAAGUCUUCGAGUACUACUAAUAAUGCUACGCAAGUUUCCCCAGCCAAAGAAUCGGCCAAGAAUACUCGAAUAGAUAAACCAGGAACGAGGACCAGAGGAUCAUGGAAUAGGAAUUCUGCGGAUGCAAAAUCUGGUUUGAUAACUGCAGGGCGUAACGCAUCUAAGAAAUCCCAGAAGCCUACUAAACAAGAAUCUAAUGAUAAGAUUAAGAGGCAAGGAGAGCAAGCAGCUAGUGAACAAGAUUCAGCCAACCCUUGUCAAGCAAACGAAGCACUCCAAGAAAACAAGGAAAAUAUGAAUGCUCCUCAGGUGGAAGAGAUCAGUUUGACUGAAGUCUAGACUGAAUCCUGCGCCAAGCAUGCUGAACUAUCCAAUUCUCAUGUUCUUAUUCGAUUGUUUUCGAUGUUCUUUGUGAAGGUUUUUAGUUUUUCGGGUAUAGAUAGGACUAUUUUGAAAUGCUUCUGUGUGUUUUCCCAUGUGUUUGCUAAUUGUAUUGAAAUUGUUUUCGCCUGAUUCGGGAAUUAUUCCGGGCUUGAUUUUUGUGCAUAAGGUAUGAUAUGGUUUUUAUCUUUUGGUUGUAUUA